Messenger RNA from Paraphaeosphaeria sporulosa, 1639 nucleotides. RefSeq lists its product as uncharacterized. Lineage: Eukaryota; Fungi; Ascomycota; Dothideomycetes; Pleosporales; Didymosphaeriaceae. The transcript has 4 exons. The coding region runs from base 184 to 1251 and encodes 355 amino acids. The record is from RefSeq and is a predicted model, not a curated record.
CGAGUAUCUCAGCAGUUGGUUGAAGAGUUCUCAGUCGGCCAGAAGGUGUGCUACCUGCACGCGCUCACUGAGUUAGUCUAGAGAUCCGGUGUGGGCCUUGUUCCCCACGCAAGCAUUCAGGUUCACAAUUACUAGAGCUUUUCGAAUGCACACAGCUUCAGAUUAUUCUGUGCUAGAAUUACCAUGGUCCAGCAAAAUACGUGGACGAGGUUAGCGACCUUCCGCCGCCAAUACUUCCAGUUGGUCGACCCUACACAGCUGAGAUGGCUCGAAGGCCGCGUUCUCAAGGACAUGGAAGUGCAGGCCUGGAUGUUUAGCCAUCUUUUUGAUGCUGAGACGAAUUCGACUCUCCCUCCAGACCGAUAUCGUCUCAGAGUGCUCAAAGCCUUGGUGUCGAAGCUUGAGCAAGCAAUCGACGACCCUGAAGAGGAUGCAAUUUCUGAUGACCUCAUGGAGUCGCUCACUUCCAUCCUCGGAUCGAAUGUCCCGUCCGAGACCGAUUCUGCUCAGCAGAAAGCAUACGUGACUUACGCAUUUCCGCGCCAUAGUGCAGACAACAACACUGUCAACGACAAUUCGGUGACGCUGCUUGAGUCCCGCUCUGUCAUCUCAUCAUCCGGAACUACCGGAUUGCGUACUUGGGAAGCGGCACUGCUCCUUGGGCAGUUUCUGUCCUCUGAUCGCGGAAGCGCGAUGGUUCGCGAUAAGAGGGUACUUGAACUUGGAGCCGGCACGGGCAUGCUAUCAAUACUUUGUGCAAAGCAUCUCGGUGUAUCUGGCAUCGUUUCGACAGACGGUGACGAAGCGGUUGUAGACGCCAUCAAGACCAACGUCUUUCUCAACGAGCUUGACGCGUCGCGAAUCACAGUAAACACAGCUGCUCUAAAAUGGGGACGGCCUCUUAAUGGCAGCACAUUUUUAGAAGACUACGGGAUGGACGUACCAGAAGUGCUCUUAGGGGCCGAUGUGACAUACGACUCCACCAUUAUUCCAGCUCUGGUUUCGUCAAUGAGAGAUUUUUUCGACCUGAAUGCAGCUCUCCAAGUUCUAGUUGCUGCGACAAUACGCAAUGAGAAGACGUUCGAGACCUUCUUGAACGCGUGUAGACGAAACCGCUUCACACUGCAGCAAAUCGACUUCGCAACACAGCCUGAGUCGCUCCAGGAUGGUCCCUUCUACCCAACGUCAACGGCGAUUCAGAUCUGGCGAAUAACGAGAGCGCACACAGCUCAGGAUCCGUUCGCGUUCUAACCGCCUCACAGACACGCACUGGACCAACACGUGGCAGCCUCGAUUGCGAUUACUUGUUCCUAUCGUGAAACUUGCGUUGGCCGGAAUCUUUUCUGUUAAGCGUUUUCAUCUCUUUCUGCUGCGGUCGGCAACAAAUGAAGUGUCGGGUGCACUGAGUACAAGCUGCGAUUGGCUGGUGACAUAAAAAUCUGUUCUCCAGCUGGGCAAGACUGAAUCCCCACGACACUACUGCGGUGCAGACAGACAGUGCUCGCAUCAGUCGAACAGCGUUGUGGAUCGCAUCGGUCCUAUCCAUAGCGAAUAUUGCAGCACGCAGCACGCUGAGCACAUUCCUGACGUAUUGCGCUCCGACGGCGCAUUCUGUUACCUAAAGUCACAAGAGGCUACC